AUGUCAUUUUCAUCUUCCGACUUCCAAAGCAUGACCGGCAAUAAAUCGGCCGCCGCCACCUCCUCCCGCGACGUCCCCAAGCACCGAGCCUGCGACGAGUGUCGCUCCCGCAAACUCGCCUGCUCCAAGGAGGCUGACGGCUGCGCUCGCUGCAAACGCGAGGGCAUUCCAUGCUACUACUCGCCGCAGAAGCCCAUGGGCCGCCCGCGCAAGCGACGCCCCGCCGACGAACCCCCGCGCGCUCCUCCGGCCUCCUCACGGCAGCGCAGGGCCGCGUCGCCGGGCAUCAUCCAGCAGCGCAGCCGCAGCACCUCCUCCUCCUCGGCCCCGUCCGUCGCCGCCGGCGCGCCCUAUAUGCUGCCGUCCUUUCAGCUCAGUGGCGCGGCAACCCCCACACCCUCACUCAGCGAUCCGACCUUUGGCUUCCUGGACGGCACGGCCACCGACAUGUCUUUCCUCGACCUCCUCCCCGCCGGAUGCUACCAAGACGGCGGCCUCGGCCUGACGACACCCGCUGAGCAGCACCAGCACGUCGAGUGCGGCGCUUCUUCGUUUCACGGAACGCUACCUAUGGACGCCUACGCCGACCUCUCUUUUCUCGACCCGGCCUUUGCGUCCGCCACCGCCGCCGAUGCACAGGAUGCCACCUUUGGCGCGACUCCGGAGCUCUCCGUCGGAUCUCACACGCCCUUCAACUCGGAACCCUCCUUCUCGCCACCGCCCCAACAUCACCACGCGAGAGGAGUCUCGACGCAGCAGCAGCAGCAGCAGCAGCAGCAGCAGCAACAACACCCCCCACUGCCGUCGUCAAAAGGCUACGGAAGCAGCAGCAGCAGCAGCAGCAGCAGCUCCGAGGUCCUCCAGCCCAUCCCCACCGUCUCCUGCCCGUGCCUGUCCUCGCUGUACAUGGCCCUCGAGUCGCUCGCCAACCUGCCGCCCGACGACAUCCCCGCCGCCAUGCGCGUCGCCCGCCACGCCUCGCGCGUCGCCCGCGGCGUCAUCGCCUGUCAAGUCUGCUCCCGCGACAUCCUCGACGUCUCCAAGCCGCCGCCCAUGCAGGCCUUCCAGAACAUGAUGCUGCUCGCCGCCCUCGUGCCCUCCGCCUGCAACGCCUACACCGCCAUCGUCAAGAUGAUCGACCGCGCCUGCAACCGUGCCAGUGGUCGUCUGCGGUUCUCGGCGCGCGAGGUGGGCGCUGGACGCUGGCUACCGGCGGAUCUAGCCGGGAUGGAUGGCGCGGAGCUGGAGCCGCGCGAGUGGCGGCGCGUCAUGCUCGCCAUCGUCCGCCUGGACGUCCACGGCGAGGAGAAGGGGAGCCGUGAGGACCGGGGAGCCGAAGGCGAUAUGGGGCUGAGCGAAGUGGUGGCGGCGCUAGACGAGCGCAACCGCAGGCGCCACGAGCUGGUGGACGCGUCGGCGGCGGCGGGCACGCUGCCGCCGCACACACACUACAUGAUGACGCCGCGCAGCUGCAAGCCCGAGGACAGGAACUGCGUGAGGGUCCUCGAGGUGGCGCGCAUGGCGCUGAAAAGCCUCGUCAUUGCCUAG
Molecule: messenger RNA, 1548 nt
Organism: Cordyceps fumosorosea ARSEF 2679
Lineage: Eukaryota; Fungi; Ascomycota; Sordariomycetes; Hypocreales; Cordycipitaceae
Product: Zn(2)-C6 fungal-type DNA-binding domain protein
Exons: 2
Coding region: 1-1548 (515 amino acids)
Biological process (GO): regulation of DNA-templated transcription
Molecular function (GO): DNA-binding transcription factor activity, RNA polymerase II-specific; zinc ion binding
Source: RefSeq, a predicted model, not a curated record